Molecule: messenger RNA, 5690 nt
Organism: Pocillopora meandrina
Lineage: Eukaryota; Metazoa; Cnidaria; Anthozoa; Scleractinia; Pocilloporidae
Source: the annotation of a GenBank genome assembly
AGAAGGUGUUUUUAAAGAAACAGUCUCCUCGCAUAAUCAAGAAAAUUUUUUGGAGGCGACAAAAGUUGUGUACACAGAUUUGACUGACGAGACGUUGAAACAAGCAGUCAUUUGCCUAAAAACGAUGCUGCAAUUCCUUCAGGCUGCCAUUCCAUGCCUGAAUGUACAUUCUGAAGGAGGUGCUUCCGACGGAGAAAAUCAUACGAAUGAUGGUAGGUAUUUAACAAUUUAUCCUCUCAAUUUGUAUUUAUUUCUUUUUUCUCAUUACUAUCUCUUAAUCCCUUUAACUCUUAAGUCCGAUCAAUCCAGUAAGCAAAGCAAAAGGUUGAAAGCUGGAAAAACAGAUUUCAAACCUUAUUUUAGGUAAGAAGAUUGUUGUUGAACAGUAUUUAGAAAAAAUUUUUCACUAUAGUUUGAACUGGAGGAAGAAAGGAGUGAUUGGUGAUAACAGAGCCAAAGUAAUGAAACAAAAAAUGCCUAAACAUGGGCACAAUAAGAUCUCUCCCAUAAUUUGUCUCUGUUCUUUGAAAAUAAUAGAUAAUUUUUUUUAUUUUCUUAGCGAUUGUAGGGCCUUCUGGUUGGGAAAAACCUUCAUUGUCAGUUCAGCUCCUACAAAGGUUCAUUUACGCGGCAGCCAAAGUAAACGCUGUUUGGUUCAUUCGACUUAUCUUUGACCUACCCGCCGGAAGAAUAGUAUUUGAUUCGUACAAAGGAAGACCGCUUUUACCAGAAUAUGUAGCGAGAGCACGUGGACACAAUGAAAUCGCCGAAUACUUGGAAGAUGUGACCAAAAGGUAAGACAAGUUGAAAGUGUAGUACACGGAGGCCUAGCAUAAGAAGCUAACCGGUUUGCCCAUGUAGAUUCAAGCUGUCAACUGAACUGAAUUUAAUUGAAUAUUCUAACUAAGGAAAAUGCUUCGCUAUUAGUAAUGUUAUAAGACUGAGUGGAAUAAUCAUACAAGUAACUAACAAAAUCGGUCGACCGCGAUGCAGAAGACCGAUUUCAGUUCUUAUUACGAGUAUGGCUGCAGACAGAACCGGAAGGCAUAAAGUUCUGUUACAAAUAAAUCGAAGCUAUGACAAAAUUUAAGAAAUGAACAAGCCAUCGAUGAUACGUUUUCAUGAAAAACGACAACUAACUCGGCGAAAAGCGAGGCAGCAGUGUGUGCACAUGACGGGUACUAUUCCAUAACACGCAUGACGCGUACUUUGUCUUACUAUCAGAGUGAUUUAGGAAGAGGAUAAGAACGUCAUUUGAGAACAGGAGAGCGCGGGGAUAGUCAGGACACGACUUUAUUUCGACUUCUUGGUCCCUUCAUGGUUUCGUCAAAAGUCUGUUCAAAAUGUAUUGCAACUCUAAGAAGAUGGAGCUGAAAAGAGAAGCACUGUCAUGAACAGGGAGAAAUAUCCGGCAAACAAGGGAAUAAAACGACGACGAUUUCCAAAUUAUACUUUGUAAAAUUAUGAAUAAAAACAAGUAGUACUGAAAUCUAAUGGCUCGAAACGAAAUAACAGCGACACAAAUCGCAGAAGAAAAUUAUUCAAUGGGCUCUAAAAUUUGAUAAAUGAAUCAACAGAAACGAGUCUUAACUGGAAUGGCAUAAAUUUUAAAAAGUUAAAUUGUACAAAAGGGUUGAUGUGAACAUCUUGCUUGCCGUAUCUAUAAUUAUUCUCCGUUCUCGCUUGUUGUAUAACUCUCAUAGGAAAUAACUUCGUUGUCCUUAAAGUGAUACGUGAAACCGAAAAUUUAAAGGUGAUGACGAUCUUCAAUAAACCGAGGUCAGGAUACUCAAGAAAAAAUAUGAAUUUGACGUCUAGUUACAACGACUGGUACGUCACGUUUGAAACACAACGGGGGGACGUUCUCGACCCAAUUUCUUUCUAGUGUUUUUGCUGCGCGCGCCGUUGUCAACUGACGUACCCAUCCUCUUCCUAAAUCACCCCAUUACUCAAAUCAGGCUGGUGCUAACUCACAUUCGCUUUGAGCAUACAUUCGUAAUUUUCACUUGGGUUCCAAAUUUAUUGAGAACUGCAGUACUUUCUUCUGGCCAGUCAAAAGUGUGAAUUUUCCCUCCAUAUUAUCAAGCAUUCUCUAUUAAGGAUAUUGUUAUGCUCCAGUGCCUGGAGCUCAUGUAGCAACUGAAUUCUUCUAAAUCACGUUGUUUUAAAUGUCAAAUGGCAGAUACUCUGAAAGUGAAAGAACAGAUGAGAAGUUCAACGUCGUCAAUUGGCAGGAAAUCGUUACAGCUAUUGAGGCAACACAAGAAAAUCCGAGUAAGUUAAUAUCCGAAGACCAUCUUCACACUUUGUGGUAAUAAAUAUGUAGCAUCAGACAUGAAACUUUUUAACAAAAGGCUCACUGCUAUUUUAAAAUAUUACCUAAAAAUCAGUUUUGAACACCAAUUAUGGCAUGCGUUUUUCCGCUGAAAUGAUGAGGAAAACGAGGCAAGAGCAUUCCUUAACUAGCAGCAGAUAAAAUGAUUGUGUGGAGGGGGCCUUGAACUUUUGCUACAGUUUCUUCGUUCCUCGUCGUUCUAAAUUAUCUAAACUAUCUUUAAAGGGAAAGAACAAUAUGAAUAAAUGAUAUUUAAAAGCCUUUUUUUGUGUGCUACUUCGUUUUUGCUCAGCAAACGGCACAAAGCGUAUAUCGAUAACUGUUUUGCUGACCUCAAUGUGCUCAAUGAUUAAAUUGGAGGAAAUUUGCAACACCAGCGAAGACGUUCCACAAGUUUAUUUUUUUGUUACUCUAACUUGACGUGUCUUCCAGUACUUGACUAAGAUAAACAUUUUCAACAUAAAUCCAAACCCUUCUUCGAAGUCAUUCCCAAAUGGUACCAUAAGCAGCAACGGAUUCCUUCCUGAGCCUAAUAAUACUUGCACUACUACUGAAAAAAAGAGCAUGUUAUGAAGUAUUUAGAUAGUUUAUGUAGUCAGUUAGUCAGUCAGUUUAGUAUGAUUUAGUCAUCCGUCUAUAUUUAGAAUGUAGUUACUGUAUAAUUUCGAAUUUUGAGAUUGUUUAGGUUCAAGCUGUCGCGAUGAGUUCCCGAGUUGUGACUGUCUUGUCUAACUUCCAACUGGAUGUACCUAGUUUGUCUGCUGACCUUGCUUUGGACUCAUACAAAAGUUAUUGUUUUGGCUAACGCAUUCAGAGGUUGAUUCAGUCGAUUGGAAGCAUAAUGAUUAAGUACUCUGUUGCUUAUUUCAAAAGUAUCGUGAAAGUGUUUGGUUUAGUGUUCUAGCAACAGGUGUUUAAUCCCCCUAGGUCAGUCAGCUAGCACGUCCACCCAUGCUUAUCAAUAGUGAAUAUAUAAGCGUGUAAUUUAGAGCAUAUAUAGUACACUAGAAGAAUGUAGACAGUGUGCAGAAGAGUAGAGACAGACUUCCGUAGUUGAAGUGAGUGUUUAGCCGCAUAAUUCGAUGAAAAGUAUCCGAUGAGAGUCAAAGUGUAAGAGCCUGAGAAAUUAACCAGAGUUACACAGAAAGAAGUAGAAUUGGAUGUAAGUAGAAUUGUGUACUGGAGAGCUGAGUAAUUAAAUAAAAUUAAAGCCAAAAUUUUUUUAUGUCUUUUAAUUUUAUUUUAAUGAUUUUUUCAGACUCCUUUAGCGAGAUCAUGAAAACUGGAGAAAACACAGCUCCUUCUCAAAAAGUACGUGAAAAAGAGCUUAGGUCAAACUUCAGUGACAAGCAGCUGAACUACUUCAAGUUUGUUCAGAUUGUAACCACAGAAUUUCCUAGAGCCUUGCGUCAAACGUUUCGAACCAUGUGGGACAACAAGUUUGGAAAUAUGACUGGAUUUAAAUCAUGGGAUGACUCCCCGGAUGUGAGAAAUUUGUUUCUUAAGGCAGAGGGCGGCAAAACCAGAGUUCCUACACACCUCUCAUAUGAAGAGUGGGACUUCUUCGCCCUGAUCCAGGCCAUCAUCCACGCACGAUCCUUUGCUAAGCCAGAUAGUAAAGGUCAACGUCGUAAACUACCGCAUGGUAAGUUCAAUGCAUCUGUGAUGAGCCCGGUUGGAUAUGAUUUAGAAUCCUCAUUACACGCCAUUCAUCAGCUUCGACUGCUGCGAAAUUUGUUUUGCCACUCAUUAAAGGCCGAAAUUGAUAAAGAAACAUUUGACCACUACGUACAGCAAACUAAAGAAGCUUUCAUCGCUCUUGGAAUUGCAACAGAUAAAAUUGACGCCAUCGCUUUGAAGGAGUCAGACUCGCCCCCCCCAGUGCCUUGCGAAGUAGAGGAUGGUAUCAGACAGGAGGUUCUUACUGAUGUCAAGUAUCUCGAGGGCUUCAGAGGCAACAAAAGCGAGGAGAUCAUUACGAUGUUGAAGCAGAAGAUUGAGGAUUUGCAGCAAGAGCACCGCCAGACAAUAAAACUUGUUGGACGAAAAAAAUCGAUUUUCACUGAUUUGCUACAUAGGCUAAUGGUGGCACUCUAAAUGGUGCAAAUUUAGGGCUCUAAAAUUUGCACUAAUUAUGCUCUGGCUACAAAGUUGAUGUAAUCUCGAGCAUUUGUUCCUGAUGUAUUUACUCGCAGAUGUGACGUAAAUGUUAAAUUUGCUUUAAAUUCACCUUACUUAACCUUUAUAAGGUAAAUAUGGAAGUUCAACAUACAUUUGCCACACAUUUGCUUUUCAUUCAAAAGUGACACAUUUACCACAGAUGCAAAUACAAGUUAAAAUAGUGCUAACCAAUUUGUUUGCACCAUUUUUUACCACAUUUACUUAUAUAUGCAAAAAUGGCACAAUAUAUGUAAACUCAAGCUUUUGUUCCCGAUGUAUUUUCUUGCAAAUGUUGAGUGAAUAUUACAAUUGCAUGAAAUUCACUUUACUUUUGUUACAAAGGUAAAUAGGAAAGUUCCACAUGCAUUUGCCACAUAUUUACUUUCUCUGCAAAGUGAUAAAACUAACAAGUUCUAACAACUGAUAAAAACUAACAAGUUCUUAAUCAUAAUGACCAUAUUCCGUUGUCACUAAGAUGAGUGUGGUAGUUUUUGUUAUCUUUUUUGUUUUUUCUGGCAGUAGUCUUCCGCACCAUAUGCAAAUUUCUGAUGAAAACCUAUCAAGCAGCCAACCUUUAUUUAGCUGCUGCUUCAUUGAGGUUUGACUUUAUGCAAUUUUAGGCAAAUAAACAAGCAAUAGUGGCAGGCCUCUGCCUACCAAAAACAUAAAAGCUUGUUGUUUUCAUGUACAAUGCAAAUCUGUAAAUAGCUCUUGCACAUAAAGAUGGUUAUAUAGUUAACUUUUUUCUAUGCUUGCUGUUUCCACUAAACACUGGCGUAUUGUUUCGAUUUGAGUAGAACAUAAAAUAACAUUAAUAAUUAGUCAUUUCUAGAUUAACUGUAUUCCGCAGAUUAAGUUCCUGCUUUGAUUGUCUUUGAAGUUGCAAUAAAAAAAUACCAGGGAAGAAGUAAAUACAAAACCCAGCCUACAUAGUUGUAAAACAGUCACUCAUGAUCUGAGUAACAAAAAGCUAGUCAUAACUAUGGUAUUACUUCCAAAUUAUUUUAUGCAAAUUCCGGCUAGAUAAUUCCAGUUGAAAAGGUACAGUUAAAAUAAACUUCCGAGGGAAUUCUUUGAGAAAAUAAGUCAUUUCAUUGUUAAGACUUAACAGGUGUAAAAUCAAAACUAAGAGAAACAAGUUAUCCUGGUUUCAUAAUACAAAAUUUUUAUAUCUUAGUGUACUUCAGCAUGCAGC